AUGGACACAGAGUCCACCCAUUCUGGAUAUUCCCACCACUCUAGCCGAUCACGGGGAUCCAACAGACACAGCGACAGGAGUCGGGACAGACAUAAACCACGGAGUCGGGAUGGAAGCAGCCGCUCAGACCGGAAUGUGACCAUCACAAGCCCAGCUCCAGAGAACACUCUACUGGGAGAACAGAACCCCACACCUGCUGACCCCCAGGAUGAUAACUGGGGUGAAACCACCACUGCCGUCACAGGGACGUCAGACCACAGCCUGUCCCAGGAGGACCUGGUGGACUUCAGUAAGGAGGAGACGGAGGGCUCUGUUGGGAAGCUGGGAUGCCAGCGUUUCAUUCCCCUGGCUCUGACUCUAAUCUUGGGUCUGCUGGUCCUAGUCACCCCCUUGGCUUUCCUGGUUCUCCCUCAGCUGCUGUGGCCCGAGCAGCUGCAGGCCUGCGGCACGGCGUGCGAAGGCCUCUUCCUCUCGCUGGCCUUUAAGCUCCUCAUCCUCCUGCUGGCAGGGUGGGCGCUGUUUUUACGCCCCACACGGGCGGCCCUGCCCAGGCUGGUGGUCUUCAGAGCUCUGCUGGGCCUUUUAACUCUGUUACUGCUCCUCUCCUACUGGCUCUUUUAUGGAGUUCGCAUCCUGGACUCACAGGAUGAGAAUUACCAGGGCAUUGUGCAGUUUGCCGUGUCGCUGGUGGACUCUCUCCUCUUCAUUCAUUACCUGGCAGUGGUGCUGCUGGAGUUACGACAGCUGCAGGCCUCUUUCUCUCUCUGCGUCACUCGCUCCACAGACGGAGAGAUCCGACACUACAACCUGGGACAGCUGAGCAUUCAGAGGGCAGCUCUGGUCAUAUUGGAGCACUACUAUAAGGACUUCCCUGUACACAACCCCGCUCUGCUGACUGCUGCUAAGACCAGGGCAGCCAAGCACCUGGCCGGACUAAAAGUCUACAACGUAGAUGGUCCUGGCAGCGAGACCGUGGCAGGUCAGUCUAGAGCCAAAAUGGCCGCCGCCGCUCGCCACAGAGACACCACUCACAAUGAGCUGUACUACGAGGAAGCAGAUUACGACAGAAGAGUCCGGAAAAGAAAAGCAAGGCUUGUGGUGGCAGUAGAGGAGGCGUUCACUCACGUGCGCCGACUGCAGGAGGAGGAGAAGAAGAAACCCCCGGGAGAGGUGAUGGAUCCCCGUGAGGCAGCCCAGGCCAUCUUUCCCUCCAUGGCCCGCGCGCUGCAGAAAUACCUCCGCACCACUAGGCAGCAGCACUUCCACAGCAUGGACAGUAUUCAGUCUCAUCUCACCUUCUGCAUCACCAACAAUAUGACGCCCAAGGCGUUUCUGGAGAAGUACCUGACUGCCGGGCCCACGCUUCAGUACAGCCGUGACAGCUGGCAGGCCAGACAGUGGACUCUGGUCAGCGAAGCCUCGGUCACCAGCGGACUACGGGACGGCACGAUCUUCGUUCUAAAGUCUGCGGACUUCAGUCUGGUGGUGACAGCCAAGGCCAUUCCGCACAUUAAACUGUCGGAGGAAUUCAUCCACCCCAAAUCUCACAAGUUUGUUCUCCGCCUGCAGUCGGAGACAUCCGUUUAA
This is a messenger RNA of Chanos chanos (milkfish), 1587 nucleotides long. It is a transcript of the gene vangl1, whose product is annotated as VANGL planar cell polarity protein 1. Gene Ontology annotation, cellular component: membrane. The record is from RefSeq and is a predicted model, not a curated record. Gene Ontology annotation, biological process: multicellular organism development. Lineage: Eukaryota; Metazoa; Chordata; Actinopteri; Gonorynchiformes; Chanidae. The transcript is spliced from 8 exons. The coding region runs from base 1 to 1587 and encodes 528 amino acids.